Carassius auratus (goldfish) is the source of this 3287-nucleotide messenger RNA. RefSeq names its product rho-related BTB domain-containing protein 1-like. The record is from RefSeq and is a predicted model, not a curated record. Gene Ontology annotation, molecular function: GTPase activity; protein binding; GTP binding. Gene Ontology annotation, biological process: small GTPase-mediated signal transduction. Lineage: Eukaryota; Metazoa; Chordata; Actinopteri; Cypriniformes; Cyprinidae. The coding region runs from base 1 to 2064 and encodes 687 amino acids. The transcript has 9 exons.
AUGGAUUACGAAAGACCGAAUGUAGAAACCAUCAAGUGUGUUGUUGUUGGAGACAAUGCGGUGGGGAAGACUCGCCUUAUUUGUGCCCGGGCCUGCAACACUACCCUGACCCAGUACCAGCUGUUGGCCACCCAUGUGCCCACCGUCUGGGCCAUCGACCAGUACAGAGUCUGUCAAGAGGUCUUAGAACGUUCCAGAGACGUUGUGGAUGAAGUAAGUGUGUCCCUCCGGCUAUGGGACACUUUUGGAGACCAUCACAAAGACAGACGCUUCGCCUACGGGAGGUCUGACGUCGUGGUUCUCUGCUUUUCCAUCGCCAACCCCAACUCCCUACACCAUGUUAAAACUAUGUGGUACCUUGAGAUCAAGCACUUCUGUCCUCGGACACCUGUCAUCUUGGUCGGUUGCCAGUUGGACUUGCGCUACGCUGACCUGGAGGCAGUCAAUCGUGCUAGGCGACCGUUAUCAAGGCCUAUUAAACCCGGAGAUAUUUUGCCUCCAGAGAGUGGAAGGGAGGUCGCCAAAGAGCUUGGCAUCCCAUACUACGAGACAAGUGUUUUCGAUCAGUUUGGCAUCAAGGAUAUCUUUGAUAAUGCCAUCCGAGCAGCACUCAUUUCCAGACGCCACCUACAAUUCUGGAAGUCCCACCUGAGGAAGGUCCAAAAGCCACUGUUGCAGGCACCAUUUUUGCCACCCAAAGCCCCUCCACCACUUAUUAAGAUUCCUGAGUGUCCAGCCAAAAACAGGGAUGGCCCGAGGCAGCUUCUUGAGAGCCCACUGUGUGCUGAUGUUAUGUUCACCAUUCAGGAACACAUUCACUUGUUUGCCCACAGGAUCUACCUGUCUACCUCAUCUUCCAAAUUCUACGACCUCUUUCAGAUGGACUUCUCAGAUGAGUCCCAGUGUUUGGUGGUAACUGCGCGUCAUGGGCGGGAUCAACUGAUGCGCACACUAAGCCUGGACACGGAAGAGGACGUGACCGUUCUCCCCAAUCUUUCACCGUGCUCACUCAGGGCAUCCAAGAGUGACGGAACCCUCAAGAUGAUGAGUUUCAGUGGGAUGCACCGACGCACCAAACUGUCCCUGGCAUCUUGGAGCAAGGCCUUCCACAGCAUCCACAAGGAGAACGUGAUCAAUCCGAUCACAGGUGCACCAGCUCUUAUGACUGUCGUCAAGAUGGAUCAUUCCAUCCACCAUGGACCAUUCAGCGCUGUCCUACGCUUCCUCUACACUGGUGAGCUGGAUGAGAAGGAGAAGGACCUGAUGAAGAUCGCCCAGAUCGCAGAGAUCCUAGAAGUGUUUGAUCUUAGGAUGAUGGUGGAGAACAUCAUGAACAAUGAGGGCUUCAUGAAUCAAGAGAUCACAAAAGCGUUCCAUGUGAGAAAGGCCAACCGAAUCAAAGAGUGUCUUGCCAAGAAUAACUUCACAGAUGUGGUGUUUAGGUUGGAUGAUGGCACCAUUAACGCCCACAAACCACUGCUGAUCUCUAGCUGUGAUUGGAUGGCAGCAUUAUUUGGGGGCUCUUUCAUGGAGAGUGCAAAUGAUGAGGUCUCAUUCCCCAACACCAGCAGGGUUUGUAUGCAGGCAGUGCUGGAGUAUCUUUACACCAAUCAGCUGUCGCCCAUGGCAGACCUGGACCCAAUGGAGCUAAUCGCCCUGGCCAACAGACUGUGCCUUCCACGGCUCAUCGCCCUGACAGAGCAAUACGCUGCGAGCGAGUUAGUAAAAGCAUCUAAAGAAGGACAGGAUAUCGAUGGAGAGGUACUCACCUAUCUGGAGCUUGCUCAGUUCCAUAAUGCUAAUCAACUGGCUGCCUGGUGUUUACACCACAUCUGCACGCAUUACAACAGGAUAUGUGCCAAUUACCGCAAAGAGAUCAAGUCGAAAUCACUAGAAAACCAGGAAUAUUUUGAGAAGCACCGCUGGCCUCCGGUCUGGUAUCUGAAAGAGGAAGAUCACUAUCAGCGGGUAAAGAAGGAGAGAGAGAAGGAGGAUGUGGUGUUGAAUAAACAUCACUCACGAUGGCGCUGGUGUUUCUGGAGCACGUCCCCUGCUGUUGCUUGAGUCCGUACCCUCAUGAUUUAUUUUUAAAGCUCUUAUUUUCCUUUUUUUAUAUUUUGUGAAGAUAAAACAGACCACUCGAAAUUAGCAUUCUGUGUGAAGCACAAUGUCCAAUCAGUGCUGGCCUUCGAAUCUAUGGCCUGGUCCUUAUGGUGUAAUAUUUGUUUUAAUAAUCGAGCUGCUGUGUUGGACUUGGUUCUGAUCUGACUGUGUUAGAAGCAUAAGAAUCAUAAAACACUAAUAGGAUUAAGGAGCGUUUUUUCUUGUCUUUCCUUUUUCACUUAGGUGCUAUAUACUGUAUAUUUGCAUUAACACAUUUUAAACUGUUUAAUGAAAUCAUGUAAGUGCAAAAUGCUCAUUAUGCCACUAAUUCUGAGCACAUCUUGCAAAAUUUGCAUAGUACAAUUCUGCAUUUAGGCAAAUUUGGGGUAAUGUUGUAAGCCUGUUUAUUGGACAACUUGUGACCAAAAACUAAGAGCACUUGAAGUUAGGAGUCGCUGUUGAUUGUAAUAUUUAAUGGAUGUAGUUUGAUCAUUGUGAUUGUAAGAGCUUACAGCAUUCAGCCCUAUGUGUGAACAUCAGGGACAGGAACGCAGUAAAUGGGUCAUUCUUCUUAUGCAGUACAUUUGAACAUUCUCAAAAAUGAAGUAUGUUCUGGUAAUACCCGGGCACUUAAAAUGUAUGAAUUAUAAGAAGGUGAUUUACACAACAUCAAAAAUCAGGAAAUAUGUUAUAGGAUGAUAUGGAACCUUUAAUAAGUCAUGUCAGAAAAAUAUGAGAUAAGAGCAAAAUGCAGAUUUCAAAGUUUUGCGUUCCCCCAUGAAAUACUGCAUUUAUUUGCAAAAUGGUCCUUUGUACAUUUGUUUGCUAAAACCCCAAAACAAAUUCUUACAUACACUAAAAAACUUACUUUUUUAAUUUUACAAAUAAUAAAAAAAAAAACUGGCAAGUAACUUUAAAUGAACUGAAUUAAAUGUUAAAUUAAACAUGAAAUAAAAUGUAAUUUAACAAGUAGGAAGACCUUUUUUGAUUUUCUUGAAAAACAUACAAUAACAACUUACAUAAACCAAUUUUUUUUUUUUUACAAUGUUAUAGUUAGUUAUCUAUGGAAGCACUUUUCUGCCACUAAAUAAAAUAAAUAACUAAAUAAAUAAAACAAGGUGAGUUCAUAUGUCAAAAUUCUGUCUUUAUAACUCGUAAGAUAUGAACUCACAAUUGUAAAAAAA